Messenger RNA from Alnus glutinosa, 1629 nucleotides. Its product is annotated as probable serine/threonine-protein kinase PBL25. The record is from RefSeq and is a predicted model, not a curated record. NCBI's taxonomy places the organism in Eukaryota, Viridiplantae, Streptophyta, Magnoliopsida, Fagales, Betulaceae. Gene Ontology annotation, molecular function: ATP binding; protein kinase activity. The transcript is spliced from 5 exons. Gene Ontology annotation, biological process: protein phosphorylation. The coding region runs from base 1 to 1629 and encodes 542 amino acids.
AUGUCGGGAGCUCCGAAUAUGGAGAACUGGAACAUCCAGUUGUGCUGGUCUGCCCAUGAUCUGACGUGGGCACGGCCACCGUACCCGGCAUCAACAGUCUCUAAAUCUCCAAUAUUGGUAGUCUGUGCAGAGAUUAAGAAACAAAAGGCAGCUUCUGAAACCAAAAACAAAGAGCAAAUUAACCAAGUUCAAAAUGGAAAUAUUGCAGCACAAACUUUUAAUUUCCGUGAGCUAGCCACUGCGACAAACAAUUUCCGUCAAGAAUGUCUAUUGGGCGAAGGUGGAUUUGGAAGGGUCUUUAAGGGAAAGCUUCAGGCAAGCGGGCAGGUGGUGGCCGUGAAGCAGCUUGACAGAAACGGAUUGAAAGGAAACAAGGAAUUUCUUGUGGAGGUUUUGACGCUAAGCGUCCUACGCCAUGAAAAUCUGGUCAAUCUCGUAGGAUACUGUGCUGAUGGAGAUCAACGGCUUUUGGUGUAUGAAUACAUGUCAGGGGGUUCUUUAGAAGACCGUCUUCUUGAUGUUGGAGAAGAUCAAAAACCAUUAACUUGGUUUGCAAGAAUAAAAAUAGCAUUCGGUGCCGCUAAAGGAUUAGAGUACUUGCAUGAUAAAGCCAAUCCACCAGUAAUAUAUCGUGAUUUAAAAUCCUCAAACAUCUUGUUGGAUGAAGAUUUUAACCCAAAACUAUCUGAUUUUGGUCUUGCCAAACUUGGCCCUCUUGGAGAUAAGAUGCACAUAUCGUCAAGGGUGAUGUGCACGUACGGCUAUUGUGCUCCAGAGUAUACAAGAACAGGCCAUCUAACAUUGAGGUCAGAUGUAUACAGUUUUGGAGUUGUUUUACUCGAGCUCAUCAGCGGAAGAAGAGCCAUUGACAACACGAGACCAGUUGAAGAGCAAAAUCUAGUUGCAUGGGCACAAUCCUUAUUCAGGGACCCAAAAAGGUUUCCAGAAAUGGCGGAUCCGCUUCUUAAAAAGCAAUUCCCUGAAAAAGAUCUGCACCAAGCAGUUGCAAUAGCAGCCAUGUGUCUGCAAGAGGAAGAAGCAGUCCGUCCCUUGAUGAGUGAUGUUGUAACUACUCUAAGUUUUCUUUCUGCAACUUCAUUGGAGAACAUCCCUGCUCCUCUUCCGCCCCCCACCACUCCUUCACAACGCGAAAAUUAUAAGGAUCAUCACGACCAAGACAGCUCAGACGAUGGCAGUCCAGAUGUUGAAGAUCGUGGGGGUGGAAUUGGCUCAGAUGGUGAAGAUGAACACCGUGGAAGUGUAAUUAUAGAGGUAAAAGACUGGCUUUCCAGCUCAAGCAACGAAAGCGGCGAGAGAUCAUCACGUGACGGAAGAGCUUCCUCAAGGCACAAAGGCAGCUUUAGAUCACAUGAAGGAAUUAGUGUGUCGUCAAGACAUGGAAGCAGCGAGAUAACUGGAGGAAAAGGAAGUGCUUCUAGCCGCAAAAGCAGCAAGAGAAGAAGCAGAAAAUCUAGUGAUGGAAGUGUUUUUUCAGGCGACAACGGCAGUAGGGAAUCACAGGAUAGAAGUGAUCCUUCCCGUUGCAAUAGUAGCAGGGGAUCUAAAAAUGGGAAUAUUUGUGCUUACUUAGACCAUAACAGCAUCAGCGGAUCCCAAAAUGGGAGAUAA